Molecule: messenger RNA, 721 nt
Organism: Adelges cooleyi (spruce gall adelgid)
Lineage: Eukaryota; Metazoa; Arthropoda; Insecta; Hemiptera; Adelgidae
Product: protein argonaute-2-like
Exons: 2
Coding region: 125-595 (156 amino acids)
Source: RefSeq, a predicted model, not a curated record
GCAACGUGGGACCAGAUAACUACUAUAAAAGCUGUUCCGACCAAUACAGGAACCACAGUCUGCAGUCAUUUGUGCACCAAGAAGCUCUUGUUAUAAUAAUAAUAUUAAAUUACCAAUCACAACCAUGGCAUCUUAUAAAUCAAUUUUGUUUGUAUCUAUUGUGGUCUUUGUGGUCAUCCAGCAAGCGUUAAGCGAACCACUAGGACGCAGCCAAUCAAAAAGUUACCAUAAUGGUGGGCAUGAACAAGGUGGGCAUGGCAAUCAAGGCUAUGGACAACAUGGAAGUGGUCAGCAACAUGGGCAACAUGGACAACAUGGACAACAAGGCUUUGGUCAGCAACAUGGACAACAAGGCUAUGGUCAGCAGUAUGGACAACAAGGCCAUGGUCAGGAACAAGGACAACAUGGACAACAAGGCUACAGUGAACAAUAUGGACAACAAGGCUAUAAUGAAGAACAUUCACAAUAUGGAAGUCAUGGAAGUCAUGGAAGUCAUGGAAGUCAUGGAAGUGGUCAACAACAAGGACAACAAGGACAACUAGGACAACAAGGCUAUGGUCAGCAGAGCGGCGGCGGAUACCGUGAACGUAACUAAUUUCCUAGGCUUAUUCAGUGUAAAUUGUUUUAACUUAUUUUGUAUAAUAUAUAUAUAUAUACUUUUUUUAUGUUAAAUUAAUUUAAAUUAAGACACGCUUUAACUAUUAAAGAUAAUUAAGUUGUA